Messenger RNA from Ricinus communis (castor bean), 983 nucleotides. RefSeq names its product nucleoside diphosphate kinase 2, chloroplastic. The coding region runs from base 71 to 799 and encodes 242 amino acids. Gene Ontology annotation, molecular function: nucleoside diphosphate kinase activity. NCBI's taxonomy places the organism in Eukaryota, Viridiplantae, Streptophyta, Magnoliopsida, Malpighiales, Euphorbiaceae. The record is from RefSeq and is a predicted model, not a curated record. Gene Ontology annotation, biological process: UTP biosynthetic process; CTP biosynthetic process; GTP biosynthetic process. The transcript is spliced from 7 exons.
AUUGAGCAAAAGCCCAAACCUUUCUGCUCGUGGAAACAGAUUGAUAGAUAGAGAGAGAGAGAGAGAGCAAAUGGAAGCAGUAGGGGUGCUUGGAGGAGGUGCACCGUGUGUUUAUUCAUCAUCCAUUCUGCUUCGCUCAUCAACAGAUUCCACAACUUACAGCACCAGCACCAGCAGCUUAUCCUACGCCCAAUGCAAGAAACUUAACCUACGCACUAGCCACUUAGCAGCAUUCCAUUCACCAUCUCGCCUUUUCUGUCAUUCCCAUUCACGCUCUUACAAUGCUAAAUCCCGCAACUCUACUAAAACCCACAUCUUCCUUCCUCAUUUGGUCGCUUCCUUGGAACAAGUUGAAGAGACUUACAUCAUGGUCAAGCCUGAUGGCGUCCAACGUGGCCUUGUUGGAGAAAUAAUCUCAAGAUUUGAGAAGAAAGGAUUUAAACUGACUGGCCUGAAGCUCUUCCAAUGCCCUAAAGAAUUAGCAGAGGAGCAUUAUAAAGAUCUCAAGGCCAGACCUUUCUUCCCUAAACUGAUUGAUUACAUCACUUCAGGUCCAGUUGUGUGCAUGGCUUGGGAAGGUGUUGGUGUUGUAGCAUCAGCCCGUAAGCUAAUCGGGUCUACAGAUCCUCUUCAAGCUGAACCAGGCACAAUAAGAGGAGAUCUGGCUGUUCAAACAGGAAGAAAUGUGGUCCAUGGCAGUGACAGCCCUGAGAAUGGGAAGCGCGAAGUAGCUCUUUGGUUCAAAGAAGGUGAAAUAUGCCAGUGGCCACCAGCGCUAGCACCUUGGCUAAGGGAGUGAUCUCAACAAAGUGUUCAUUUAUAGAGACAUGCAGUUUUGAACAGUUUUCCUUGUUUAAGCAGUUGUAUUUUAGACGUUAUUGUGUUCUCAAUUUCCAAUAAUUUCUGUACCAGUUGAUGAAGAUUCAAUGCGACUCUUGUGAGAAAAGUCUACUUUAAAUGCUCAGACCAGUUUUUGCUCUCCA